Messenger RNA from Pipistrellus nathusii (Nathusius's pipistrelle), 2181 nucleotides. The record is from the annotation of a GenBank genome assembly. NCBI's taxonomy places the organism in Eukaryota, Metazoa, Chordata, Mammalia, Chiroptera, Vespertilionidae.
AUGAGCCCCUGGCUGUUCCUGGUCCUGGCUCUCCUGGUGCUGGGCGAUGAUUGCUCUGCAACCCCCAGACCACGCCAGCCCACCGUUGUGGUCUUCCCCGGAGACCUGCGAACAGAUCUCACCAACAAGCAGCUGGCAGAGGAGUACCUGUACCGCUAUGGCUACACUCAAGUCGCGGAGCUGAGCGACGACAAGCAGUCCCUGAGCCGGGCGCUGCGGGUGAUGCAGAAACGCCUGUCUCUGCCGGAGACCGGGGAGCUGGACAGCACCACCCUGGCAGCCAUGCGCGCCCCGCGCUGCGGCGUCCCAGACGUGGGCAGGUUCCAGACCUUUGAGGGUGACCUCAAGUGGCACCACCAGAACCUCACGUACUGGAUCCAGAACUACUCGGAGGACCUGCCCCGCGACGUGAUCGACGACGCCUUCGCCCGCGCCUUCGCCGUCUGGAGCGCCGUGACGCCGCUCACCUUCACGCGCGUGUACGGCGUCGAGGCGGACAUCAUCAUCCAGUUUGGCGUCCGGGAACACGGAGACGGGUACCCCUUCGACGGGAAGGACGGGCUCCUGGCGCAUGCCUUUCCCCCGGGCCAGGGCAUCCAGGGCGACGCCCACUUCGACGACGAGGAGCUGUGGUCUCUGGGCAAGGGCGUAGUGGUCCCUACCUUCUUCGGGAACGCGGACGGCGCCCCCUGCCACUUCCCCUUCACCUUCGAGGGCCGCUCCUACUCCGCCUGCACCACGGACGGCCGCUCGGACAGCCAGCUCUGGUGUAGCACCACCGCGGACUACGACACGGACCGACGGUUCGGCUUCUGCCCCAGCGAGAGACUCUACACCGAGCACGGCAAUUCGGACGGCAAGCCCUGCGUGUUCCCCUUCACCUUCGAAGGCCGCUCCUACUCCGCCUGCACCACGGACGGCCGCUCGGACGGCUACCGCUGGUGCGCCACCACCGCCGACUAUGACCAGGACAAGCUGUACGGCUUCUGCCCGACCCGAGUGGACACGACGGUGAUCGGGGGCAACUCGGCCGGGGAGCUGUGCGUCUUCCCCUUCGUCUUCCUGGGCCAGGAGUACUCCACCUGCACCCGGGAGGGCCGCACCGAUGGGCGCCUCUGGUGCGCCACCACCCCCAACUUCGACAGCGACAAGAAGUGGGGUUUCUGCCCCGAUCAAGGAUACAGCCUGUUUCUUGUGGCUGCGCACGAGUUCGGCCACGCCCUGGGCUUAGACCACACCAGCGUGCCCGAGGCGCUCAUGUACCCCAUGUACAGCUACACCGAGAAGCCGCCCCUGCACGAGGACGACGUGAAGGGCAUCCAGCACCUGUAUGGCGGCCCUCGCCCUAAACCUGAACCACGGCCUCCAACUACUACACCUGAAACCCAGCCCACUGCUCCCCCGACGGUCUGCGCCACCGUCCGCCCCUCAGAGGGCCCCACUGCUGGCCCCACAGGCCCUCCUUCACCUGGCCCCACCAAUGCCCCCACUGCUGGCCCCACCGGUGCCCCCACUGCUGGCCCCACGGAUUCCCCCACGCGUGCCCCCACGGCUGGCCCUUCCGUGGCCCCUACAGAGUCUUUGGAUCCAGCGGACAAUGUUUGCAACGUGGACAUCUUCGACACCAUCGCAGAGAUAGGGAAUUACCUGCAUUUAUUCAAAGAUGGGAGGUACUGGCGAUUCUCGGAGGCCCAGGGCCGCCUGGUGCAGGGCCCCUUCCUGAUUAGGGACAAGUGGCCUGCGCUCCCUUCCAAGCUGGAUUCCGCCUUUGAGGAUCCGCAAAGCAAGAAGAUUUUCUUCUUCUCUGGGCGCCAAGUGUGGGUCUACACAGGCGCGACGGUGCUAGGCCCGAGGCGUCUGGACAAGCUGGGCUUCGGCCCGGAGGUGGCUCAGGUCACCGGGGCCCUGCCCCGCGGCGGGGGGAAGGUGCUGCUGUUCAGCAGACAGAACUUCUGGAGGUUUGACACGAAGUCGCAGAUGGUCGAUCCCAAGAGCGCCAGCCGUGUGGACCGGACGUUCCCCGGGGUGCCCACGAACAUGCACGACGUCUUCCUGUACCGAGAUAAAGCUUACUUCUGCCAGGACCGCUACUACUGGCGCAUGAAUUUACAGGAUGGGAUAAACCAGGUGGAAGAAGUGAACUAUGUGACCUAUGAUCUCCUGCAGUGCCCUGAGGCCUAG